UCCGAUGUCUUGCUGAACUUGUUGAGACUUGAUUUUAUUUCAUGGGAUUGUGUCCCUCCACACCAGGUAAAAGGAGGUUUAUUAAUCAAGAAGUAAGCUGCGAACAUUCUACUCGGAAUCGCGCCGAGCUAUUAGGCACACAGAUGAGCGAAAGAUCCAGCGCAAGUGACUUCAACUCCUUCAUGGGGUUCCAAAAUGAAGCGGCGAAGAUCGCUGAGCAGUGGUUUAAGAAGGUGAACGCACUGUCAACAGAGAUUCAUAACUUGAAAAAGCAAACUGAACAAUUAACAAAAGAGAACCAAAGUUUGCGACAAAGGAUAGGCGACGACUCAGAAUUGAAUCAUCGUUGUUACCAGAGCAGUUCUGAGGACGUUACAAGCAAAAACAAGCGAAGUGACGUUGUAAAAAAGUUCAAAAGAAUGGAUGGUGCUCAACGCAGACAAGCGAUCGAGGCAUUCGGAAAGCUGGAUCAAAGGAAUGACCUCUGGUACAGAAAGGAUGUGACAUGCCGCAUAUUUGUGGUGGCACAUGAUGUUGCAAAAUCCACAAAAUGUGCAUUCGCCCAAAGUGUUUUGCCGAAAUUUUUCCAAUGUGCACCAUCCUUAGGUGUUAUCCACCAAACGAAAGGAUCUCAUUCCCCAGAGGCAUCAAAGCUUUUUGAGAGAGGUAUGCAGCAAUCUUUCUCAAGGGAAAUGGAGUCCCUAUUUUUAGGGGAGUCCUUCCAGGUCGCUUGCUCUUCUGUACUUAAGGAAAUGGCAGUCAGCUGUGACUUAACAGCCCUGGAAGAGAAAACGCUUUCAGAGUUGAAGAAAUUUCGUGGACAGUGGAUAAAAGAAGAUCCUUUGCUGCCUCAUUUAGACGACGAUAUUCUAUUCAAAAUGAAGAAUUUCAUCGCAGAAUGCGUACAAAUUUCCUGGAGAAUGGUAAACCAGCUUCCACCAAUAAAGAUUAGGCUGGCAAAUGAAGUGCGUGGCAAGAGGUUUGAGGAAUUCUUUGAAAAAGAAGAAGAAGAACUUACAGAGGGGAUGCCAACCGUGACUGUUUGUGUCUGGCCAGCUCUCACAGACUCAAAGGGCGACGAGGUGCUUGCCAAAGGAAAGGCGGCUAUAAUUCCAAGACCCCAAACACAAACGUCCGUUUGAAUUCGUGGACUUUUGUUUUCUUUUUUGGCACACCAGUUAUUAAGAGCAUCUUCACUAAUGGCUGAGUUUUAAGAGAUUUCACAAGUUUUCAGAGCACCUUAAAUAGUUCAUGAACUUCCAAAGGCAUGCAAAAUCCAUUUAAAUUGUAGUAUUCGAUGCAUUAACUCGGUUAAGUUGCGCGCUCAACCAAGGAAAAAAUUGAUAGGCUAAAGCUAACCACACGAUGAAGAGCUUAUUGUUCUGACGCAAUAAGCACAGAUAAAAUGAAGAGUAAUAAUAAACAUUUCACUGUCUAAAGAUAGAAAACAAUGACAAACAUCUUUUCGCGACUCCAAAUCUCUCAGCUGGAGGGAAACCUCAUUAUUUCAUAUUUAGGAAACGUUCAUGACUCCUAGUUUACGUCGUAAAUAAUGCUGUAGUUGACCAACAACAUGAGGUCACAAGUUACCAAAUUUUAAGAAAAACAAUUACUCUUUAUUCCUAUUGAAAAGGCUCGUUAAAAACCGUAACAUGGAUGACAAUGGAGGUCAGCGCGAAGUAAGCUAAACUGUUUUACUUUAAAAAAAAAAAGUAUAUUCAAUUUUUUACACAUAAUCUAGGCAAUACCAAAAA
This is a messenger RNA of Pocillopora verrucosa, 1754 nucleotides long. Lineage: Eukaryota; Metazoa; Cnidaria; Anthozoa; Scleractinia; Pocilloporidae. The record is from RefSeq and is a predicted model, not a curated record.